Molecule: messenger RNA, 3508 nt
Organism: Oncorhynchus mykiss (rainbow trout)
Lineage: Eukaryota; Metazoa; Chordata; Actinopteri; Salmoniformes; Salmonidae
Gene: ganaba
Product: glucosidase II alpha subunit a
Biological process (GO): carbohydrate metabolic process; N-glycan processing
Cellular component (GO): glucosidase II complex
Molecular function (GO): glucan 1,3-alpha-glucosidase activity; carbohydrate binding
Source: RefSeq, a predicted model, not a curated record
AACGGUUAACAGAAAGCACCAUGUUUAGAGCGUUUGUUAUUAUAGCAUCCCACUAUCAUUUCAAGUUAAGACAAUAACAGGAGUUCGUCUAAUUCGAAAAUGUGCCAAUACGUCUACAAGAUGGACAGGGUUGGCUCUGACUGUCCCCCAAAUAACACAUUUUGUUUCUUAUAGGCAUCUAUACUUUCUAUUUGUCAAAUCAUCCGCGUGCACAUGAUUUGAAGGGGCGAGGCUUGAGAGCGUAAGCAAGCUGAAUCGAGAGCGUAAGCAAGCUGAAUCAAGAUGGCGAGCUUCAUUGAACGGAUGUGCUUAUAUCGUGUGCUCGUGCUGUCUGUUUUCCUGAGCAUCACUCAAGCUGUGGAUCGCAGCAACUUCAAAACAUGUGACCAGAGUGCCUUCUGCAGUCGUCAAAGGGCGAUGAAGCCAGGCCAGUCAUCAUACACAGCCUUACUGGAGACCCUGGAACUCAGUGACUCCCACCUCACAGUGCAGCUCCUGAAUAACAAUAAUAAGGUGCUCUUGCUGCUCGAGUUGUAUCGCCUUCAGGGGAACAUGACCAGAGUGAAGAUCAAUGAGCUGAAGCCCAUCAAGCCUCGAUAUGAGGUGCCUGAUGUUCUCAUCACUGACCCUCCCACUGAACUUAUGUCAGUGUUGGCCCAGGAUGAGCACAGGGUGGUGUUGUCUCUGGGUGGGGAGGACUGGAGGCUCAUCCUCAGUGCCCAGCCCUUCCGCCUGGACAUCAUGGAGGGCCCACAGGUGCUGCUGUCCCUCAACUCCCGGGGCCUGCUAGCCUUCGAGCAGCUCCGCAUACGCAAGGACACUAUUUCCCACAAAAUAAGUAGCACAGUCGGUAGCAUGUGGGAUAAGAUCAAGAGCGUUUUCUCUAGCAAAAGCCAAACAGACACAGAGGAAGCUGGGGAGAAAGAGGACACAGAGAAGCAUGACAAGGAAAAGGUGUCAGAAGGAGAGGAGGAGGAGGCAGAAGAAGAGGUGGAUCAGCCAGGAAUGUGGGAGGAGACGUUCAAGACCCAUGCUGACACCAAGCCUAAUGGUCCCUCCUCCAUCAGUCUGGACUUCUCCCUGCCUGGAGUAGAACACGUCUACGGCAUCCCUGAACACGCAGACGGCCUCAAACUGAAAAACACAGAUGGAGGAGACCCCUACAGGCUUUAUAACCUGGAUGUGUUCCAGUAUGAGCUCUUUAACCCUAUGGCUCUGUAUGGAGCAGUGCCUGUCCUCCUCUCACACAACACCCACAGGACUAUGGGUCUCUUCUGGCUUAACGCAGCAGAGACAUGGGUGGAUGUCAGCUCUGGACAGGGCUCCAGUGAGGUCCCUCAGACAGACGUCCGAUGGAUCUCUGAGAGUGGCAUCAUUGACGUCUUCAUCAUGCUGGGACCGCGACCUAAUGAUGUGUUCACACAGUACUCUUCCUUAACAGGAACUCAGGCCUUCCCCCCUCUCUCUUCGCUGGCCUACCACCAGUGCCGUUGGAACUACAACGACCAGGAAGAUGUGAGUGCGGUGGACCAGGGCUUUGAUGAACACGACAUCCCCUAUGACUUCAUCUGGCUGGAUAUUGAGCACACGGACGGCAAGCGCUACUUCACCUGGGACAACAACAAGUUCCCACAGCCCAAAGACAUGCUGCAGGGCCUCCUGGAUAAGAGACGCAAGAUGGUGACCAUAGUGGACCCUCACAUUAAGGUGGACAGCAGCUAUAAGAUCCACACUGAGAUUCGCUCUCGAGGCUACUACAUAAAAAACAAAGAUGGCGGAGACUAUGAGGGCUGGUGCUGGCCAGGGAAUGCAGGUUACCCAGAUUUUACCAACCCUGAGAUGAGGAAGUGGUGGGCCAGCAUGUUUGCCUAUGACCAGUAUGAGGGCUCGAUGGAGAACCUGUACACGUGGAACGACAUGAACGAGCCGUCUGUGUUCAACGGUCCAGAGGUCACCAUGCACAAGGAUGCCCUCCAUGGGCCCUGGGAGCACAGAGACAUCCACAACCUAUACGGCUUCUAUGUGCAAAUGGCGACAGCAGAGGGUCAGAUCCAGCGCUCCGGGGGGUUGGAGAGGCCUUUUGUCCUGACCAGGGCCUUUUUCGCUGGGUCUCAGCGCUAUGGUGCAGUUUGGACUGGUGAUAAUGCAGCUGAGUGGGGCCACCUGAAGAUGUCCAUCCCCAUGUGUCUCAGCCUGGGCCUGGUUGGCAUCUCCUUCUGUGGAGCUGACGUGGGGGGUUUCUUUAAGACUCCCAGUGCGGAGCUGCUGGUGCGUUGGUACCAGGCGGGGGCCUACCAGCCCUUCUUCCGUGCCCACGCCCACCUGGACACCCCGCGGAGGGAGCCCUGGCUUUUUGGCCCUGACAACACAGCUCUCAUCCGGGAGGCUGUGCGUCAGCGCUACACCCUUCUGCCCUACUGGUACCUGCAGUUCUACCAUGCCCAACGCACUGGCCAGCCUGUUAUGAGGCCCCUGUGGGUGGAGUAUCCAGAGGAUAUUGCCACAUUUUCCAUUGACAAUGAGUUCCUGAUUGGCAGAGAUCUUCUGGUUCACCCUGUAACAGAUGAAAGGUCUAGUGGGGUCACAGCCUACUUACCUGGGAAUGGAGAGGUCUGGUAUGACGUCCACACGUUCCAGAGACAUGAUGGAGCUCAGAACCUCUCUAUCCCUGUCACCAUGAGCUCAAUUCCAGUGUUCCAGCGAGGAGGUUCCAUUAUCUGCCGGAAGAACCGUGUUCGCAGGUCCUCAUCCUGCAUGGAGAACGAUCCCUACACCCUCUACGUGGCCCUUGACUCACAGGGCAAUGCAGAAGGAGAGAUUUACAUAGAUGAUGGUCACACCUUUAAACAUAAGACAGACAAGCAGUUUAUUCACAGACGCCUGAGUUUCACUGCGAACAGCCUCUCAUCGAGUGAUCUGUCUCCUGACUCCCAGUUUCCCACGGCCUCCUGGGUAGAGCAGGUGAACAUCCUGGGAGCUCAAAAGCCUGAUGCUGUCACCCUCACAGCGACAGAUGGUGGGGAGUCUUCUGUGGAGUUUGAGUUUGACCCGGACACGGCAGUCUUAACUCUUCGUAAGCCAGGCGUGAACGCAGGGGUCAACUGGACAUUACAUCUGCGGUAACACAGGACACACACACAGAAGUCAAGAGAUAAAUUAAAUGUCACACACAGACUUUUGGACAAACAAGUAAACAUACAACUACAGAAAAGCACACAACCAGAUUCAAAAGUGUGGCUAGGAUUUGGAGCAGUUACCCGAACCCUGAGAAAGAAACCGCAGGAGAAAUGGAUCAGGGUUGUUGAAAGAGUAUGAAACUCAGGACCACAAAUGGUGUUAGUCAGGAGAAAUUCUGCACCACUAACAAGAGGCUGAAUCUUUGAUACUUAAUUUUAAGAAAUAUUUUUUCCAGGUUGAAAUUAUGACUGAUGAUAAUGACUCCCUAUAAGACUCUAUAUGACUAGCUAAAUAAAAUAAAGAAAUUAUGACAAUGAAUGUCCAAAUGUAA